AUGUCGGAACACCAAGACCCAACUUCGUCGGUCCCUCCCGCCACGACCGCCCCUGGCGCUCCCCUGACCACCACCCAAGAUCAGCCCGCAUCAACACACUCGCCAUCGCAGGUCUCGCCUGCGACCGCCGCGGCGGCAGCGGCAGCGGCUGCUGCUGCUGCCACGGCUGCCGCUGCGGUGGCCGCCGCCCCUGUCAACGUCAGCGUGAACGGGGCCGCCCGACCGGGAGAAGACUUGCUGUGUCAGUGGCAAGGAUGCUCUGAGCGUUGUCCCACGCCAGAAAGUCUCUAUGAACACGUCUGCGAGCGCCACGUCGGCCGCAAGAGUACGAACAACCUCAACCUCACUUGCCAAUGGGGCAACUGCCGUACCACCACCGUCAAGCGUGACCAUAUUACCUCCCAUAUCCGCGUCCACGUCCCCCUGAAGCCUCACAAGUGCGACUUCUGCGGCAAGGCCUUCAAGCGGCCCCAGGACCUCAAGAAACACGUCAAGACCCAUGCCGAUGACUCGGUCCUCGUCCGCUCCCCGGAACCGGGAUCUAGGAACCCUGACCUGGUAUUUGGCGGCAAUCCUAAGGAUCUACCAGGCUACGCUGCCGCUGCCACCCACUACUUCGAACCCGCUUUGAACCCCGUCCCCAGCCAGGCGUACCCGCAUGGCGCUACCCCGUAUUACCAGUCCCAUCAUCACCAUCAUCCGCAACCCCACCAGCCCCCUAAUCCAUCCACCUACGGCAAUGUUUACUACGCCCUGAACCAGGGCGCCGAAAAUGAGGCCUACAGCUCGCGAAAGCGCGGCUAUGAUGCCCUCAACGAGUUCUUUGGCGACCUCAAGCGUCGUCAGUUCGACCCUAACUCCUACGCCGCCGUCGGCCAACGCUUGCUCGGCCUCCAGAGUCUAAACCUUCCCAUUCUCAACGCCCCCGUCCCGGAGUACCAGCCCAUGCCGGCUCCCGUGGCUGCUCCUGUCGCAGUUGGCGGCGGCUCCGGUGGAGGUGGGGGAGGCUACGCCGCCGCUCCUGGCCCAGCCCCCGGCCACAUGCAUCACCAUGCUCAUCCGUCUGGUCCUGCCUACCAGCUGCCGCCUAUGAGCAACGUCCGUACCAAGAACGACCUGAUCAACAUCGAUCAGUUCCUCGAACAGAUGCAAAACACCAUUUAUGAGAGCGAAGACCAUGUGGCCGCCGCAGGUAUCGCCCAGCCCGGUGCCCAUUAUGUUCCCAGUGGUGUGCACUACCGUUCCACCAACUCGCCCCCGACGCAACUCGCCUCGACCCAUCCCGCCGCCGCCGCCGCCGCUGCUGCUGCUGCCGCUGCUGCCACUGGUAACGGCCCGCUUAUGGGUUCAAGUGCAGCUUCGGUACAUUCUCCGGGAGGGAGCGUCACAACCCCCGCUCUCACGCCGCCCUCCAGCGCGCAAUCGUACACCUCGGGCCGUUCCCCGAUCUCUGUGUCGGCGGUGCACCACCGUGUUUCCCCGCCCCACGAGAGCGGCCAGAGCAUGUACCCGCGCUUGCCGUCCACCAGCGCGGAACACAUGGCCACCGGUUACCCCACCGCCUCAACGGCCGCGCCACCCUCGACGCUUAGUGGAGUCUUUGACCACGAUGACCGCCGCCGAUAUACCGGAGGCACUCUGCAGCGUGCCCGGCCAGACGAUGCCGCUAUCUCCUCCGCGGACGACGCGAUGGAUCUCUCGCCGGAUCACCACAGCAACGAAGACGGUGACCGCACGCCGCCUGCCAAGCCGCGGUCUGCUGAGCCUGAAAAGCAGCAGUCGGCAUCGCCAGUGCGCUUCUCUGCCAGCCUCAUCGACCCGGCGCUGCACUCGAGCACGUCGCCCGAUCCCGAGGCAGUCCUGCGCACUGCCCAGGCGGCGACCGAGGUUGCCGACCGCGCCGAUGUCCAGUGGGUGGACCAGGUACGACUUAUCGAGCGGCUGCGCGACAUUGUCGCGCAGAGACUCCGCUCGGGCGAGUUCGAAUCGGAGUCGCGGCCUGCCUCGGACCGCGAAAGGAGCGAGGGUUCCGGCUCUGAAACCGAGGGACACGGAACCGACGGGCCCAUGGACGGAGUGGAACAACAACAGCAGCAGCAGUCAGACUCGACCCCUGCCAAGCCCGAGGAGCCCAGCAGCGCGGGGUUGUAUCCCGCCCUGCGCGGUGUGGAGGAUGCCAAGCCGGAGGCGGUGGCCUAACGAGAUACGAUUAAUUGCACACUCCAUUCCUGCCUUGAUCUUAUCCUUUUCUUUUCUUUUUUUUUUUUUUUUUUUUUUU
Messenger RNA from Penicilliopsis zonata CBS 506.65, 2278 nucleotides. RefSeq lists its product as hypothetical. Gene Ontology annotation, cellular component: nucleus. The transcript has 3 exons. The record is from RefSeq and is a predicted model, not a curated record. The coding region runs from base 1 to 2199 and encodes 732 amino acids. Gene Ontology annotation, biological process: positive regulation of transcription by RNA polymerase II. Lineage: Eukaryota; Fungi; Ascomycota; Eurotiomycetes; Eurotiales; Aspergillaceae.